AUGACGUCCACACAACCCAACUCCAAAGGCGUCGCAGUCGUCACUGGAUCCGCGCAAGGAAUCGGACGCAGCAUCGCAAUACGCCUCGCAAGAGAUGGUUAUGACGUCGUGAUCAACGAUUUGGAAAGCAACAAAGAGAAUUUGGAGGAAGUCAAGAAGGAAAUCACUGCCGAUUUCCCAGAGAGCAGAGUGUUGACUGUCCUUGGGAAUGUCAGCGUCGAGGAGGAUGUCAAAGGUCUGGUUGAGAGUGCAGUUAAAGAGUUUGGCAGCUUGAAUGUUUUUGUUGCGAACGCAGGCAUUUGCAAAUCAAAACCACUCUUGGAAACAACAUCCGAUGACUUUGAGUCUGUGCUUUCAGUCAACGUCAAAGGCACCUUCUACAGCUACAAAUAUGCAGCGCAACAGAUGAUAGCUCAAGGUGAGGGUGGGCGAAUUAUCGGUGCAAGCUCCCUUGCGGGAAAGAAAGGCAGGUCAACAUAUGCCGCUUACUGCGCAUCCAAGUUUGCUAUCCGAGGGCUGACGCAAUCCGCAGCCAUUGAACUUGGUCGCAACGGAAUCACGGUGAACGCAUAUGCGCCAGGAACAAUCCAAACAGCAAUGCUUGCUGGAUUGGCUGGAUCAGCUGAUUAUAACGACGUUUACGAUGAGUUCAAACGGUUGUCAUCAGUAGGUGACCUCGGAACUACCCAGGACGUUUCAAACCUUGUUUCAUUCCUGGCAACCCCGGAAGCACGUUUCAUUACAGGCCAAACAAUAACGAUCGACGGCGGUAUCUUCUUUGAUUGA
Messenger RNA from Suillus subaureus, 786 nucleotides. RefSeq lists its product as uncharacterized. The transcript is spliced from 9 exons. Gene Ontology annotation, molecular function: oxidoreductase activity. The coding region runs from base 1 to 786 and encodes 261 amino acids. Lineage: Eukaryota; Fungi; Basidiomycota; Agaricomycetes; Boletales; Suillaceae. The record is from RefSeq and is a predicted model, not a curated record.